This is a messenger RNA of Beta vulgaris subsp. vulgaris (sugar beet), 941 nucleotides long. Its product is annotated as glutathione S-transferase DHAR2. The record is from RefSeq and is a predicted model, not a curated record. Bases 102 to 740 code for a protein of 212 amino acids. Lineage: Eukaryota; Viridiplantae; Streptophyta; Magnoliopsida; Caryophyllales; Amaranthaceae. Gene Ontology annotation, molecular function: glutathione dehydrogenase (ascorbate) activity. The transcript is spliced from 6 exons. Gene Ontology annotation, biological process: cellular oxidant detoxification; protein glutathionylation; ascorbate glutathione cycle.
AUAACUUGCUAUAAAAAAGCCGGUGUUGGCUCAUUGUGUUAUUGCGUUCUAUCUUGUGUAUACUCAUCUUACACUUGAUUUCCGAACACCCAACUCCAAAAAUGGCUAUUGAAGUUUGUGUCAAAGCAGCUGUUGGUGCUCCUGACGUCCUAGGCGACUGUCCAUUUAGCCAAAGGGUUCUUCUUACAUUGGAAGAAAAGAAAAUCCCUUAUCAGAUGCAUCUUAUCAACGUUAGUGACAAGCCCAAAUGGUUCUUGGAGGCGAAUCCAGAAGGUAAAGUGCCAGUGAUCAAGUUAGAUGAAAAAUGGGUGUCUGACUCUGAUGUCAUUGUGGGGCUUCUUGAGGAGAAAUACCCUGAUCCUCCUCUUUCUUCUAACCCUGAAUUUGCAUCUGUGGGGUCCAAGAUCUUUUCAACUUUUGUUACUUUCUUGAAGAGCAAAGAUGCCAAUGAUGGGUCCGAACAAGCUCUGCUUGCAGAGUUGAAGGCACUAGACGACCAUCUCAAAUGCCAUGGGCCAUAUAUUUGUGGAGAGAAAGUUACUGCUGUUGAUUUGAGCUUAGCACCAAAACUCUACCAUCUUGAGAUAGCUCUUGGCCACUUUAAGAAGUGGUCUGUUCCUGAAAACUUAUCUUGUGUUCAUAAAUACAUAAAGUCUCUCUUCUCUCGCGAGUCUUUCGAGAAAACCAAAGCAGCCAAAGAAUAUGUGAUUGCUGGUUGGGCACCAAAGGUGAACGCAUGAAUUUGUAUUAGUAGUUAUUGAACUAAGUAGUAGCAGAAGUCCACUAUGAUUUUGUGUUGAGGCAUCUAGUAUUGGGUUCCGUUACAUAAUGAAUAAAUUGUAUUUGUAUGAGGCUGGGUGAUGCAGGGAUAUCGCUUCAAAUGCUUGUAAUGAAGAUGGAUGUCUUGAACUUUUUAUGCAUAUUUUUCGUGGUGUUUUGUA